UUCCGUCGGCUCCUAUCGCGGGGAUUGGCUGUUGGCGGCGUUGCUGCUAAGCUCGAGUGCGGCCGAGGUGUCUGCAGCGGUUGAAACGAAGAGAGUUUGGCGCGAUGUCUCACACCAUUUUACUGGUACAGCCUACCAAAAGGCCAGAAGGCAGAACUUACGCCGACUAUGAGUCAGUGAAUGAAUGCAUGGAAGGUGUUUGUAAAAUGUAUGAAGAACAUCUGAAGAGAAUGAAUCCCAACAGUCCCUCCAUCACAUAUGACAUCAGUCAGUUGUUUGAUUUUAUCGAUGAUCUGGCAGACCUCAGCUGCCUUGUUUACCGAGCUGACACCCAGACGUACCAGCCUUAUAACAAAGACUGGAUUAAAGAGAAGAUCUAUGUGCUCCUUCGUCGGCAGGCCCAACAGGCUGGGAAAUAAUUGAGUUGGAAGCAUUAGGGGGUUGGGGGUGGCUUGGAACACAGGUAUGUACAGCUUGCUGUAGUGGAAGUUUUGUAUUAUAAUAAUCCUGUUUCCAUUUUGUUAUACUCUAGCCAAGAUUGAAUGUAUUAGAUGAAAUGUGACGAUCUUAUUCAAUCUGAAACCCCUUUUGCCCCCCCGCUUUUUUUUACUUCAACAUUUUUUUGAUGAUUUAGAUGGAAGUUCUUUGUCAGUUAAUGUUGGUUCCAAUCCUUCAAAACUAUUCAUAUCUGCUUUAUAACAUUCACUGUACUAACCCUUCUUCAAGAUGGGGUAGGGGGUGGUAACACAGUUUAGUUUUGUCCUCAAGAUAAAGUCUUAAUGAAAAAUAAAUGUUCUUUAGUUAUAUUUUCUCCCUCA
Cynocephalus volans (Philippine flying lemur) is the source of this 818-nucleotide messenger RNA. RefSeq names its product ERH mRNA splicing and mitosis factor (gene ERH). NCBI's taxonomy places the organism in Eukaryota, Metazoa, Chordata, Mammalia, Dermoptera, Cynocephalidae. The coding region runs from base 105 to 419 and encodes 104 amino acids. The record is from RefSeq and is a predicted model, not a curated record. The transcript has 4 exons.